Molecule: messenger RNA, 6273 nt
Organism: Mus musculus (house mouse)
Lineage: Eukaryota; Metazoa; Chordata; Mammalia; Rodentia; Muridae
Gene: Neurl1b
Product: neuralized E3 ubiquitin protein ligase 1B
Exons: 5
Coding region: 107-1747 (546 amino acids)
Biological process (GO): protein ubiquitination
Cellular component (GO): cytosol; cytoplasm
Molecular function (GO): ubiquitin protein ligase activity
Source: RefSeq, marked validated
GCCCAUCUGCCGCCCGCCGGUCGCCGGUGCAGCGGCAAUGCCCCGCAGCCCGGCCGCGGCCCCCGGCCCGCCCAGCUAGCCCCGCGCCGCGAGUCUCGGAGUAGCGAUGGGCAACACGGUGCACCGGACCCUGCCAGACUCCAGCCCUCCUGCACGCCUCCUGGCCACCCGGCCUUGCUACGGCCCGGGCCCAGAGAGGCGAGCGGUCCUGGGCGAGGCGCCGCGCUUCCAUGCGCAGGCUAAGGGCAAGAACGUGCGUCUGGACGGCCACUCGCGCAGGGCCACGCGGCGGAACAGCUUCUGCAACGGAGUCACCUUCACGCAGCGCCCCAUUCGCCUGUACGAGCAGGUGCGGCUGCGCCUGGUGGCCGUGCGUCCCGGCUGGAGCGGUGCUCUGCGCUUCGGCUUCACUGCGCACGACCCGUCUCUCAUGAGCGCACAGGAUAUCCCCAAGUACGCCUGCCCCGACCUGGUUACGCGGCCUGGUUACUGGGCCAAGGCGCUGCCCGAGAACCUGGCGCUGCGGGACACAGUGCUGGCCUACUGGGCCGAUCGCCACGGUCGCGUCUUCUACAGUGUCAACGAUGGUGAGCCAGUGCUGUUCCACUGCGGCGUGGCUGUGGGCGGCCCACUCUGGGCACUCAUCGACGUCUAUGGCAUCACGGACGAAGUACAGCUUCUGGAAAGCACCUUCGCUGACACGCUGACCCCCCUGCGCCUGGGUCAGGCUCGCCUCAGCGCCUGCCCCCCUCCUGGCAGCCACGACGCUGCCAACUUCGACAACAACGAGCUGGAGAACAACCAGGUGGUGGCCAAGCUGGGUCACCUGGCUCUCGGCCGUCCCGACGCCGCGGUCCCGUGCGUGGCCCGCGAACGCCCGAGGCCCGCCUCAUCGCCCGCGCUGCUGGACGCCGAGCUGCGCUUCCACGCCACGCGCGGACCCGACGUGAGCUUGUCCGCCGACCGCAGGCUAGCCUGCGCGCCCCGCCCCGACGGCGGCCGCACGCUCGUGUUCUCCGAGCGGCCGCUGCGGCCAGGGGAGAGCCUGUGCGUGGAAGUGGGGCGCCCGGGGCUGGCGGCACCCGCGGCUGUGGCCUUCGGCAUCACGUCCUGCGAUCCUGGCGCGCUGCGGCCAUCCGAGCUGCCCGCCGAUCCCGCUGCGCUGCUGGACCGCAAGGAAUACUGGGUGGUGGCUCGCGCCGGGCCCGUGCCCAGCGGAGGCGACGCGCUCAGCUUCACGCUGCGACCCGGCGGCGACGUCCUGCUGGCGGUGAACGGGCGCCCGCGGGGACGCCUGCUGUGCGUGGACACCUCACAGGCGCUCUGGGCCUUCUUCGCGGUACGCGGCGGUGUGGCGGGCCAGCUGCGUCUCCUGGGUACCCUACAGUCCAGUUCUGAGACCAUGACGCCAUCAGGGUCCUUCAGUGGCUCCCAGGAUGACAGCGAUUCAGACAUGACCUUCGGCGUCAACCAGUCGUCCUCAGCAUCAGAAUCGUCUCUGGUGACAGCCCCCAGCUCCCCUCUGAGUCCCCCGGUGUCCCCAGCCUUCUCCGCACCCGAGCCGACCGGCAGCAGGAAUGGAGAGUGCACAGUGUGCUUCGACAGCGAGGUGGACACGGUCAUCUACACGUGUGGACACAUGUGCCUGUGUCAUGGCUGCGGCCUGCGGCUCCGAAGGCAGGCACGGGCCUGCUGUCCCAUCUGCCGGCGGCCCAUCAAGGAUGUUAUCAAGAUCUACAGGCCGUAGCUGUGCAACUGGCUCGGCCAAGGCAAGGUCACCUUUCUGAAGCCCCUGCUAGGUGGGCGACACCAUGGCUAUCAGGGAGCCUGGGGUCAGGAGCCAUCUCUCGUCUGCCACUCCGCAGUGAUGAGCAAGGCAGGACAGGUAUGGAGAUGAGGCCCUGGGGGCCAGAGCCCAGGCAAGCACUUGUUGCUUCUGGCUCAAACACACAUCACCCCCAAAAGCCUGUCCCAGGAUUCAGCUCAGGAACUGCCUGGCAGAUCACCUGCCUCUUGGUGACCUUCAGCUGGGAAAGGGUACCCUCUGUCUGUGCAAUGCUUCUUUGGGGUUGGGUUGAGUGUGUGUGUCUGGGUGGGGGGGUGGGGAGACAGCACGGAGAAUGGGUGAGAGAGAAUGUGUGAAUGUUUUAUGUAGGGAUCCAUCUCCUGGAGGGUAUUUAACACUACGGAAUGUGCAAUCUGGGCCCAACUGUUAGUGUGGUUGUCCACUUUCUGGGGAUUUAGGUUUUUCUGCAGUGAGCUAGCUUUGAACACAGGAGGCCUGAACCUACACAGAGCUCCCUCAAUGGCGCUCAGAUUUUCUAAGGGAGAGCAAAAAUAACUCACUGUUUACAGCUCCAGACAGCAGCUCCUGCUGAGGGGAGAAGGUAGGCGGAGAACAUCGGAGAACAGGUGGCUUUCGCGUCUCACUCAGCCUAGGAGUAGCCUUCCCAAGGCAGCUGAGGACAGGUGCCCCAGCUGUAGCAACUAGAGUCCUUUAUCCCCAGCCACUAGAACAGUAAACACCUCAGCCUUGUCCCUACUUGCUGUGGCGUUUUAUGACGUCCUUGCUGUUCUCUAGGACAACUCCGUGUCUCCCAAGGUAGAAUUAAGAGCUUAGGGCAUGUCCCAGUGAGCAGCUGGCAGAAGCUAGAAGACCCAGACCCCUACCUCGUCCUUGUCCUGACUCUCAUUUUCCUGUUGAUUAUUAUGGUGUUAAGUACAUCAGUUAGCUACUCGUGAGGAACUGACUGAAAAUGCUCCCCACUCCUGGGCCUGUUUGCUGCCAUUUCCCAGGCCCCUGGCCCUGUCACCCUCUCACUGGGUCACUUAUGUCUGUAGGCUUCCAGACUUUGCCAUUGCGGAUGCUCUGGCCGUGUGUGCCACCCCUCCCUUCUAAAGAGCCACGGGUUGUACCGGAUGUGCAUCCACCUACCCUGAGCUGUACCUUUAGUGAAGUUCCUUGACCCUCCCUCUUCUUUGCUCCUACUUGGAAGCCUGGUGCCAGGGCAUUGGUGAGACCCGCUCUGUUGUUGUUGUUGUUGUUGUUGUUGUUGUUGUUGUUGUUUUGAGAGAAAGCUUGAGACACCUUGCCAGGAGCAACUGUUUCCUCACAGUGCCUAACCUGGCCCUCUCUUGCUGUGAGGGAGGGAAAAAGAGGGCAAGAGAAACAUUUAGGAAGUGAGGUUCAUGGAACAGAUUUUGACAAGGAGCCAUGGAACACUUGAGAGCAGCCCAAGCCCCUCUCAGUGCCCCUGGUGGCUGGAGGCCUUGGGCCUCCACUGCUGCUCUGAAAGAGUCAGGAUCUGACCUGUUCACAGCUCCGCCUUCCUCUCCCAGCAAGAACCUCUGAGAGCUCGCUUUCCCUUAGGGAUGUCACGCCCACCUUUUCACUUUAGGAUGAUUCUCUUCCUUUUUCUUUUUCUUUUUCUUUUUCUUUUUCUUUUUCUUUUUCUUUUUCUUUUCUUUCUUUCUUUCUUUUUUCUUUUUCUUUUUCCUUUUCUUUUCUUUUUUUUUUUUGUGUGUGUUUUGGUUUGUUGUUGUUUUGGUUUUCCUGGAACUCACUCUGUAGACCAGGCUAGCCCCAAACUCAGAAAUCUGCCUCCUGAGUGCUGGGACUAAGGGUGUGGCACCACCACUGCCCUGGUGCAGCUGACUCCUUUAAGGAGCUAGAGUAACCCUUGUUCGCCUCGGUGAGAGUCUGAGAAUCAGGCGCUUUGGCUACACAGCUCAAUUUACACAGCCAAGCCUUUAGCUUCUAUGUGUGCUGGGCAUGGACAGAGCCUCCUCAUCGCCAGUGAUGAUGGCCGGGUUUCCAGGCAGCCGUGGUCCUGUCUGAAUAUUGUCUCUAACUGCCACAGUUUCAGAGAAAGGGGAACAAGUUCUCCUUUGCUUCUUGCCCUCCCAGAUAGACCCUUGAGGUGUAUCAGGGGUCACCCACAGCCACCACCAGGACAUCAACAGCUGAGGUCCUAGACUUAGGGGUGGACCAGGCAUGAUCCUGGUGACCUGUUACCAGGACAAAAAGGAACCACAGGCCUGUUUAACCUGCUCUGCAGCUGCUAUAAAUAGCUGCCUUGUUUCCCACAGAGCAAAGGGGGUGUUUCUGUUCUGAAAGUCGGGUAUUUGCCUGUGCUCUGAAAGACGGAGUCAGGCCCUAGAGAAAGUGUGUAUGUGUGUGUUUCAUCUCAACAACGGGCAGGAGGGAAAAGAAGCCAGUGUCUUUCAUACCGUCCACAUGCCUGGGCACUGAGUUAAAGAGGCACCUUUUUUCAGGACCCUGUGUAUAAGUUUUAGUGCCAUAUUGAGUCCCAUCUGAGACUUGGCUCGUUGUAAGGCUCUCCAUCUUAUGGGCAACUUCAAAAGCCACACCCACCUUAGCAUCCUGGGUGGUCAGAAGGCUCACCAUCUUAUGGGCAACUUCAUAAGCCACACCCACCUUAGCCGCAGGAUGCUGGGAUGCAGCUUCAGUUAAAGGCCAUCAGCUGCGGGACACAGGUACUCGGGGUCUAGGAAAUAUAACAUUGUCCUCAUUUGGCAAAUGAGCUCUGAGAUCCUGUGAGACUCUUUAAGUAUCACAAAACAGGAAGUGGCAGGGUUGGGAUUUCAAUCCCUGCAUCUCACCCUGGCCUGCCUGCCUUGCUUCUUAGGAAGCUCAAUACAGCCUGAGUCUUCUUUCCCUAGACUCACCUGGAAAGCCUGGCGCCCACACCUGUGUAGGAAGUUCUGGUCCCUCACUGCCCAAUUGCACUGGGACAAUGUCAUGCAGGGGGACGUCAUGCAGGGGGGCGUCAUGCAGAGCUGCUCUGGAGAGGGACUUUAGGCUGCCCCUUUCUGGGACCUUGCGGCCACCCUUCUCGAGGAGCACCCCAGCCAUUUUCCAAGCUUACUGCCCAUUUGUGCCCUGUGAACUUCAAAAGCCAAGAUUAGGAUGGGGAGGCCAGGGCCUCCCCCUAUACAUAGCAGCCAUAUCCCUGCCCCCUGGGAAUUUCUGGAAAAUAGUUGUUUCCCAGGCUAAGCAGGCUCCUCCUCUUACUGGUUGGCCCUCUUGGGCAGCUGUCCUGUGCAGGCUGCGACACACAUUUUCACUUGUUCAGCAUCCACUUACCAGCAUGGCUCAUGGUCAGAACAUGAGGUUGAAGACUGGGACAAAAGGCAAGGCCUGUGGGCAGCUCUCAGGCAAGAGAUCAUAAACUGAUUUGAUCACUCUGGAGUUGGGGCUUGUGCUAGCACAUAGUAGGUGCUCAGUAAAAGACUGCAGAUCAGAUCAGGAGCCAGGUUAGGAGUGGUCAGGGGGUUGGUGAAAUAGCAUCCAUUAUAUAUAUAUGGACACAAAGUCACUCAACAAACAUUUGCUGAGUGCCCUCAGGAUGCCAGCUGCUAUAAGGGGCAACAGAGAGCAAGCACCCAGCCCUGAUGCCUGAGUGGUACCUUCAGCAGGGCAAGACAGGGUGGAGCAUGUGGGCUUUCUUGACCAUUCUAUUGCCUUGGAUCCAUCUAAAUAGAUGCCCACAAUACUUUCUGCACCUACCUUAGGGGUGUUCUUUAUGGUGAGUGAGCCCUUGCCAAACAGCCAAGAUCCCACCAGUUAAUGACCACCCACAGGGAGUCUCUGGGCAGAAAACUCCCUGCCACUUCCAGGCACUGGAACGGGGAUGCACAAGAGCCCUGAAUUCCAGCUUCGAAUGGCAUUGUGCAGCCUUGGAACAUGGGAAGCGGUAACUGCUCACUGCUCUGUCCAUCCUGCCCUGCUGGGGACAUGGCUCGGGGACACUGGGCCUCCCAGCGUUCCUUAAUAUUUUAGUGUCUCACUGUUUCACCCAAGUCCCUAACAGAACUAUCCAUAUGACAAUCUGUCUGUGCCUUAUGGAAGUGUGUGUGUGUGUGUGUGUGUGUGUGUGUGUGUGUGCACUUUUUAUCCUUUAAAAUGCAACCCUUCAACGUGGACAAGAAGCUAGCAGAUGCGGUUGGGCUCCAGAUGCCAGCAAGGAGUCCCUGAGACCCUCUUGCAGUUUGCAGGUGGAAUGAUAGUGUUCACCCCCACCCAUCCCCGCUACCUGUGUACAGACCCUUUGAAACAUGUCUGUCCUUUAUGAUUCAAUACUGUGACUCUCCUAUACCGUCUAGUCUUUGGGGAACUGUACUAAAGGCCUGAGAACUUGGGGAGGGGGGUGAGUGGGAAGGGUUUGCGCUAGUCUUUGUGUGUUGUGUGUUCUGAUAUUUGUCUGUUUUUAUCUGUUUUAUAUUAACAUAAAUUUCCUGUUUGAAAACAAA